CCCACCGUUCUAGUGGCAGCGCCUCCACCGGGCAUUCCAUCGGGUGGCACGCUUCGACGAGACGACAGAAGACGUUCGUCGUUCGUUCGGUCAGUCGUGCUCUGACGCCUGUACCGAGCGGUCGGAGUUCAGUGAGUUCAGUCAUCGAGCCGAUACAUAAGACUAUAGGGGACGAGCCGAGAAGUUCGAGCCUUGCUUGCUGCUCCACUUCGUACAGCCGAGUUCUCGGGAUCAGUCCUAAUUCCUUUGAUCUUUGCUCCACCGGCCGCGGUCCACGAUUUUUGGAUUACACCCUCGUGUGGCCCACGGCCCUGUUCCGACGUGUCGAGUGCGUACACGCGGCGAUCUUGGAUUACCAGUGCAGUGCUGCGGCAAAUUGUGCCAGCAAUUUGUCGUGACUACUCUUUCGCUUGACUUAUUUUGUGAUACGACAUGGUGACCGGGGUGGGUGCCACGAUGCCGACCGGCGGUGUCACCGUCGGCGCUACGCCACCGGCGCAACACGUGCCCCAGGAGGCUGGUCAGCCCCCUACGCAAACCACCACCACGACCACCACCACCAGGAGAUCCGGAGAGAAUCGACGGAGCAAUAAACCGAUUAUGGAGAAACGGCGGCGAGCCCGCAUCAACAACUGCCUAAACGACCUGAAGACUCUCAUCCUGGACGCAAUGAAGAAAGACCCAGCACGACACUCUAAGCUGGAGAAGGCGGACAUCCUGGAGAUGACGGUGAAGCACCUGGAGACGCUCCAGCGUCAACAGGUUGCCCUGGCCGCGGCGACCGACCCGAACGUCUUGAACAAAUUCCGGGCUGGAUUCACGGAAUGCGCCGGCGAGGUUGGCAGGUUUCCCGGUCUGGACGCGUCGGUGAAGAGGCGUUUGAUGGCCCACUUGGCCUCCUGCCUUGGACCGGUCGAAGCGAGCAACGCCAACGCGCAGACCGCCAGCCAACAGCCUGUCCAACCGGCGCCACCGACCACGCAGCUCCAGGUCCACAUCCUGCCCCAAGUGGACGCUACCCCAAGGAUCCAGGUCCAACAAUCGAACGGAAUCUUCUUCACCAACGCGAACGGCACCGGUCUACAAUUGGUGCCCACCAGGCUGCCCAACGGAGACAUCGCGCUAGUCCUGCCAGCGGGAGCGAAGGCAACGCCGGUGACGUCGCCAGCUUCCUCGCCCGCGCCACCCUCGCCUCUGCCUACUCUGAUCCCAAUUCCUCAGAGAACGGCAAGCACGGCGUCCGCCUCGUCGUCGACAUCCUCCGCCAGCUCGACGUCCACAUCAGCGGCGAGUCCUGUCGCUUUCGAGGGACCACCGGCGAACUUCCGCGAACAGUCCGCCGCGUUCAACACCGGCAACAGCCACAGGGACGUCGCGACCUCGCCCGCGAACGGCUACACCAGUGACCCCGAGUUCGACCCGCGGGUCUACAGCCCACCGCUCCAGAAACCCCUCGCCCUGGUGAUGAGGAAGAGCGUUGUACCGGAGGUCGAAGACAAACCAUGGAGACCGUGGUAAACAAUCGUGGGGUUGUGAAGUAUACUUAAGACAGAUUGGGAGGUAGAUAGAUAGAGACAGUCUCGAGUGAUAUAUAAUAUAUGUACGUAUAUUAUAUAUGCAUGUACAUGUACUGACUGAAGACACGUGGAUCGGUCGUUCAGCACCGGGAAAGAGAUAAUACAUUACGGACACGGAUAUUGUUCCUUAUCGUAUCGUUAGUAUCGCGUUGUUCUUUAGGGGGGUGAACGGUGUCCUGCCAGCUAGGAGACCGAGUUGAAACGCGAGUUUUAUCGAGUACACCGAGUGCGUACACGUCGGCCAGUAGCCUAUGAGGCAGUGCCUUAUACAGUGCCUUGUAAAUAGUUCUAUCGUAACGUUGGAGAAUCCGGGAGAAUGUAAAAAACGGAGAAGAUUUUUUUCGUUCGAUGUCGAGUCGCGUGGGCUUGGUUCGCGUUAUUCUUUAGACGUUUCGAUUUUGUUUCGCGCGCGGUCCCCGUCCCCUUAAACCAUCCCGAGUUUUUGCAUUCUGUCCCAACUUUUGUCGCCUUGUACAUACGUUUUAGAAGAGUAUCGUAUUUUAAGUGCCUUACGCAACAAGAAUCACCGAGGUCUUCCAUUCUGUUUUCUUGUACGUAGAAGGAAAAAAA
This is a messenger RNA of Nomia melanderi (Alkali bee), 2147 nucleotides long. It is a transcript of the gene hry, whose product is annotated as bHLH transcriptional repressor hairy. The record is from RefSeq and is a predicted model, not a curated record. Gene Ontology annotation, molecular function: DNA binding; protein dimerization activity. Gene Ontology annotation, biological process: regulation of DNA-templated transcription. NCBI's taxonomy places the organism in Eukaryota, Metazoa, Arthropoda, Insecta, Hymenoptera, Halictidae.